Molecule: messenger RNA, 723 nt
Organism: Penaeus indicus
Lineage: Eukaryota; Metazoa; Arthropoda; Malacostraca; Decapoda; Penaeidae
Product: zwei Ig domain protein zig-8-like
Exons: 6
Coding region: 1-723 (240 amino acids)
Biological process (GO): synapse organization
Cellular component (GO): neuron projection membrane
Source: RefSeq, a predicted model, not a curated record
AUGUGCGGUAAACAUUUUCAGGCUUUCGAGAGUAAGUCAUCCCAGGGUGUACAACAAGCUCGACCUUUUGUCCCGGAGGUGUCAUGGAUUAGACGUCGGGACCUGCAUGUGCUGACGUCGGGGGUUCACACCUUCGCGUCGGACCAGCGGUUCAUAGCCCUCCAUGCAGACCGGUCGGAGAACUGGACUCUCCAUAUCAGGUUCAGCCAAGCCCGUGACUCCGGUGCCUACCAGUGCCAGGUCAACACUGAUCCCAGGAUUUCUAUGCUCUUCCAUCUCACGGUCACAGCCCCUGAACCGCUCUCACGUCUCCCGGCAGAGGCAGCGACACUGAUGGACGGCUCCAACCAGAGAUACGUGCGGGCAGGAAGCGACAUUCAACUCUCCUGCAGAACAUCCGUCGCCUCGCAGCCCCCAGGCCUCCUGUACUGGUACCGGGACGCGGAGAUCCUGAACACCGGCGGCCGCGUGGACAUCGCGACGGAGCUGGAGAACGAGACCAAGAGCAAGCUGCUGAUCAAGGGCGCCAGGGUCAGCGACUCCGGGAACUACACCUGCUGGCCCACCAAGUUCCUGCCCGCCUCCGUCAUGGUGCACGUCAUACCAGUCGAGUUCCGUUUUUCUAUUAAUAUCUUCCCAUUUUCUUAUUCAUCCAAACGAGCCAAGCUCUCCCUCGCCAGCAGCAUAUUCUCCUCACUCUUAGAAUUACCAGACACAGCUUGA